UCAAAGCCCAUGCCCUCCAAGUACGGCAAUGGGCAGCAUGGUAACUACAGGCGUAACUACAGCACUCCGCGCUUCGCCAUGGCGGAGCCGCACCGUCGGUUCGCCAGCACUCCGUCCUCCCCGGACAACGAGCCGUUCUUCGCCAGCAAUCUGAGGUACUACCCCCACCUGCCCCAGCCCCUGUGGGUGGGCCACUACCAGACCUAUUCCGAGAUCAAGGAGUUCAUGUCGAAGGGUAAACACUCGAAGUUUGGUCAGCAUGGUCAGCAGGCUCAGCAGGGUCCGCAGGGUCAGCAGGGUGGUCGUUUCAUCAGCCGUGGCAGUUUCUAUGGGCCACAGAAAGCGGGUCCAAGUCGCCGCCAGUUGACGGCCCGUGAAGAGCCCACUGAGCCUCCCAUUCGCCGCUUCCAGAAGAAGAAGACCCCCGAGGUCAACUAUGAGCCGGCGAGCCAGGCCCCCAAUCGCCGCUACUCGGUGACCCGCAAGAACGGCGGCCACAACGGGAUGGCCCUGGCCAAUCUCAUCCUCAGCGCGAGCAGCCACCUGCUGCGCCAGCCUUAUCCGGAGAUCCAGCGCCAGAUCCACAAGCCGCUGAAGAAGCCGGUGCAGGAUCCCCUGCUGGCCCAGUUCAAGGCCCGCCAGGAGGAGCUGCAGCGCGGGGCCGGCGGCGACCUCUCGAACAAGCCACGUCGUCUGCAGCCCGGUUGGUGUUCCAGCUACGUGGACAGCAAGGCCAGCAAGGAUGCUCCGCUCUCCUGGAGGUCCAAUACCCAGCAGCCGGUCAAGAAGUCCGCUCCCAAGUACGCUUAA
Molecule: messenger RNA, 810 nt
Organism: Drosophila takahashii
Lineage: Eukaryota; Metazoa; Arthropoda; Insecta; Diptera; Drosophilidae
Source: RefSeq, a predicted model, not a curated record